This is a messenger RNA of Sander lucioperca (pikeperch), 7505 nucleotides long. RefSeq names its product adenylate cyclase type 9. The coding region runs from base 1615 to 5898 and encodes 1427 amino acids. The record is from RefSeq and is a predicted model, not a curated record. The transcript is spliced from 10 exons. Gene Ontology annotation, molecular function: adenylate cyclase activity. NCBI's taxonomy places the organism in Eukaryota, Metazoa, Chordata, Actinopteri, Perciformes, Percidae. Gene Ontology annotation, biological process: intracellular signal transduction; adenylate cyclase-activating G protein-coupled receptor signaling pathway; cyclic nucleotide biosynthetic process.
UACUCAUACACACACAAGUACAUACACUACUCACUCACUGCUCGACGGCUGUCAGCGCACAGAAGAUGGUGGCGGCUGCAGCCACUGCGUUGCCCACCGCGCCUGGAUAGCGCACACAACAUGUCAUGCAGGUCUCGACGCUGCUGCAGCGAACAGAUAAUGGUCAGAUAACGAGACAAUCUCAUCUCACUGGACAAUGCAGGGAAUGGAGAGGCUGAGCGAUGCAGGAGCCCUAAGCUGUUACAUUUGUCUUGGAUUUAAUUAUUUGGAGGUGCAAAUAUAUUCUCCUGUGUAGCCCAUGCGAUUCAAUUAAAGUGGCUGGGUCAAGGCAGCACUCAGCUUUGACCUGUGGGACACUUGGUGUAGGGUGCGUGGAGCACAGGUGGAGACCUUUUAAUUAGCCCGAGUACCCUCCGGGCUUUCGUCGUCUGCCAUUUAGAGGGGGUCCGAGCUGCCGUAGUCAAAGUUUGGGCUACUUCAGAGUAAAGGAAGGACUGGACGAUCCUACUUUAUGUAGUCUGCUCAAGGCUGCGUUUUCUCAGCUGUCCGGGUGACAGAAUAUUGCCUAUACUGCCAGGAACCGGCAUGGUCAGAAUAUCUGGACAAUUUCCAUGAAUUGGCGGCAUUUGAUCUCACUGUUGAUAUAAGCAAUGCCAAUCCAAGGCUGGAUGUUGUAUAGCCACGGAGGAGCGUGUUUGGACUUGCAAUAAAACAUAUAUUUUUUUUUAAAAUAUUUUCUGCGCACAACGUCUCACGCAUUUGUCUCCUGCAUAACCUCCGUGCACACGAUCUCCUGUGGGUUUGGAGACGCAGCGGUGGACUCCCGAGUAGAAAGUCAGGAAAGGACGGGGCUCCGUCCACGGAAAUAGUCGCGAUUAGGCCCUGCAGCAAGGAGCAUGUGGGUAUAAAUAAAAGCGCUGAGCCGUUUUUGCGCUCACGUUCUCAUUAUAUGGAAUUGAAUUGAGCUGCGCCUUAAACUUAAAAGCUGGAACUGAGUGGGGAAGCUUAGUGGAGAUCGGGAAUGGACAUGCACUAGUAAUGAAAGUAUAUUGACUGCAGCUGGCUCUUGAUGAAAACAACACAUUUUGAGUGGUUUUGAUAUUCCACACUUCACAACUUCUCGAGAACCCUUUUAAACAUUUGUCUUCACUUCUCUCUCAUAAGUUUUCCCCUUAUGAACAUUAUUUUUGUAAUUCUCUGAAUUUCCCCCCAAAUACUUUUCCGAUGAGUGAAACAGUGUGUAGGCAGCUGAGUGGGUUUGGACAGGAACCGAGCAAGCAGCGAGUGAACCUUGCAGUCUCAAGUGCGUCAAAACAGACGAGAACGUAGAGGAAUUCUCAGGGAUUGACGUCAAGAGGGGCAAUAAUCAACUAUUCAGAAUCUUUGGAAGGUCUGCUGGUGUUUCUACAGCCACUACACAGCUAACGAAGUGGAAUUUCCUCUGAAAAGGUUUUUGUUUGUGCUCUCCUUUUUCACUUUUGAGAGAACAAUCAUUGCCCUAGUUGUUAACUGUGGCCCUAUACUUUGCCUUACUUCUUUAUCAAUUUUAUCUUUUAAAAAAACUGUCCCUUCUGCAUUAGUCUUUGUAUUUUCUGAUUUAGAUUAAAAAGCAACAUGGCAUCCCCCCAACAUCAACAACUGCUGCCUCAAAACACAGAAGUGAGCUGUGACUCAAGUGGAGAUGGAGGCGUCUCAGUGAGGAUUGGCAGUAGUGUCAAACACAAGCAUGGAGGCGGGCCGUUGGGUUCAAUCGGGGGAGGCUUCAUUGGGGGAUCCAAGCACUGCAAGUACAGCAUUUCCUCCAGCUGCAGCUCCGGAGAGUCCGGAGCUAGGAGGACGGUGGGCAAGAGCUUUCGCACACAGAAGAAGAUGCCUCAGCUUUUUGAAAGAUCUGCUGGUCAUUUCUGGGACCCAAAGUUUGACUCUUCGAUCCUGGAGGAGGCCUGUAGAGAACGGUGUUUCCCUCAGACCCAGCGGCGCUUCCGCUAUGUGCUCUUUUACCUGGUUGCCUCUGCCCUCCUCUGGGGAUUGUACUUUGCUGUCAAUCCUUCCCGCUGUGACAGGACUGCCUUUCUCCUUCCCACCGCAUCCUUCCUCCUUUUCUGCCUCCUUCUCUUUCUCUUAACUUUUACUAAGCUCUACUCUCGCUGCUACAACCAAGCAUCUCUGCUGCUUAUCCUUGUAACCUUCACCCUAACCCUGGCCCCCCAGAUCCAGACAUCAAGCUUCAGGGACCCGGAGACUCCCACACCUGCGCUGGAGGUAGAAGACUUCAGUGGCAUGGGACCCACGUUUAACCUGUCCCAUGACAAGCUUCUGGGAGGUAGCACCUGGUCCCCUUGUCUUUCUCCUGUAGGCACCUUCUCUCUCUGUAUCGAGGUUCUUCUGUUGCUAUACAGCGUUCUCCAUGUUCGCCUCUAUGCUUCUGUCCUGCUCGGGUUUCUCUACUCUGUCUUUUUUGAGAGUUUGGGCUGGCUGCACCUGAUGCAGGCAGGUGAUAACUGGAGCUUAGCCUCUCAGUCAGAGUGGGAUAUGUUAUGUUGGCUUGGCCCAGCCAAAGCUCUGCUCCACCUCUGUGCCCACGCCAUUGGCAUCCACCUAUUCAUCAUGUCUGAGGUGCGAUCACGCAGCACCUUUCUUAAAGUGGGACAAGCUAUCAUGCAUGGCAAAGAUCUGGAGGUGGAGAAAGCCUUGAAGGAGCGAAUGAUCCACUCUGUCAUGCCCAGAAUCGUGGCUGAUGACCUGAUGAAACAGGGUGACGAGGAGAUGGGUGAUAAUUCUGUUAAACGAUACUCUACCAGCGGUGCAGCAGCUGUCAUCUCCAGCCCUAAAAACAAUAAAUGCAAGAAAACCUCCAUCCCUCGUGGCCAGAUCAUCUUCAGGCCAUUCAACAUGAAACGGAUGGAGCCCGUCAGCAUCCUCUUUGCAGACAUUGUGGGUUUCACAAAAAUGUCUGCUAACAAAUCUGCUCAUGCCCUCGUUGGGCUUCUAAAUGACUUAUUUGGACGUUUUGAUCGACUUUGUGAGCUCACUGGCUGUGAAAAGAUCAGUACUCUAGGAGACUGUUACUACUGUGUGGCUGGUUGUCCUGAACCCAGACCAGACCACGCCUAUUGCUGCGUGGAGAUGGGCCUGGGCAUGAUUCAGGCUAUUGAACAGUUCUGCCAGGAGAAGAGAGAGAUGGUCAACAUGAGGGUGGGUGUCCACACUGGCACUGUACUGUGUGGUAUCCUGGGCAUGAAACGCUUCAAGUUUGAUGUUUGGUCAAACGACGUCAACCUGGCCAACCUGAUGGAGCAGCUGGGAGUCGCUGGGAAGGUCCACCUAUCACAGGCCACUGCCAACUUCCUGGAUGACCGCUACCAGCAUGAAGAUGGACAGGUCAUUGAGAGAAUAGGACAGAGUGUGGUGGCUGACCAGCUCAAAGGCCUGAAGACCUACCUGAUCUCUGGCAGGAAGGUGGAGCCUCACUCUCUCUGUAGCUGCUCUCAGUUGGGGUUGGCAGGGCCUGAGCAUGCAGAUCCCCGGUGCCCCACUCCUAGGGUGCACACACCUGAUGGAGCUCCUUCAGCCUGCACCCUGCCUCCAGACAGUGCUAAGUCUCCUUGUACAUCCUGCAGUGUGGUCCUGAUACCAGGGGAGGAUCAGGUUCUGGAAGAAGGAGCAGUACACAAUGGCUGCCAUGAUGACCACAAGACCAACAGCAGCAAGGACUCUUCAAAUCUGAAGUGUUCACCAGCGAUUUCUGUAGGGCGCAGCCCCAAGACUCUGAACGGCCUGCUCAGUCCGCAGCUGGAAGCCUUGAACAACAGCCAGACGUCACUGUGUGAGAUGCUGCAGGAGAAGGAGAAGAAGACGUGGAGUGGAGGAACCAUGGGCAUGGACCACUCCGCGCUCAUUCCUCUACGCUCCAAGAACUUCAGGGAGAGAAGUGACGCUCACUUUGUGGAUGUUAUUAAAGAGGACAGCCUUAUGAAGGACUAUUUCUACAGACCUCCCAUAAACAAGCUGAGCCUCACCUUCCUGGAAAGGAGCCUGGAGUCUGCUUACCGGAUAAGCUACCAGGAGGAGGUGGAAACCCAAGCAGCGGUGCAGACGUUCGCCAGUCCAACAUUCAGUUCUUUCCUGGACAUGCUGCUGUGCUGUUCAGUGUUCCUGGCUCUCUCACUGGCCUGCUUUCUUCGACCACUUGUCUCCCAGCAGAGUUUGUCCAUGCCAGCACUCAUUCUGACAGCUGUAGCCACCCUGUUGGAGGCUGUGGCUCUGUUGUUUGCUAUACGUAUGGCUUUCUACCUGGACAGUGUGCUGAAUUGCACUCGGCUGCUGAUGAGAGCGAUUUCAGGCUGGAUAGCGCGCCACUUUAUAGGAGCUGUCCUGGUUUCCCUGCCCACUGUGGCCGUCUUCUCCCAUGUCACCUGUGACAUGCAUCUCUCCAUCCAGUUCACCAUGUUCAUCUGCUGUGCUGGCAUCAUAGCUAUCAUUCAGUACUCUAACUUCUGCCAACUCAGCUACUGGAUGCGCUCAGUUCUAGCGACUUUGGUGGGACUAGCACUGCUUGCAUUGCUUUUCGGCUCCCCCUGCAGUGUGGCUAAAAGUCUGGUUUUUUGGUCGGAUGGCCAGGGCAAUAACAGCAACAGCAACAGCUCCAUGGUCAUGUCUGAAAGAGCAGACCCACAGGACCUGCUGGGGCCUGAGGCCUGCGUGGCCUUUUUUCUAGUCCUCCUCCUGAUCUGGUUUCUUAACCGUGAAUUUGAAGUCAGUCACCGCCUGCAUUACCAUGGCAACGUGGAGGCUGAUAAACACCGCAUCAAGAUCCAGAACAUGAGGGACCAGGCCGACUGGCUGCUUCGCAAUAUCAUCCCCAUCCAUGUGGCCGAGCAGCUGAAAGUCACCCAGAGCUACUCCAAGAACCACGACAAUGUGGGUGUAAUAUUUGCCAGUAUUGUUAAUUUCAGUGAGUUUUAUGAGGAAAGCUACGAAGGAGGCAAGGAGUGCUACCGUGUCCUCAACGAGCUAAUUGGAGACUUUGAUGAGCUGUUACGGAAGCCUGCCUUCUCAAAUAUGGAAAAGAUCAAGACCAUCGGUGCCACGUACAUGGCAGCAGCAGGACUCAAUGCGCAGCAGUGUGCAGAUGCGGCACAUCCUCAUGCCCACCUCCGCGCUCUUUUCGAAUUUGCCCUUGAAAUGAUGUGUGUGGUGGACGACUUCAACAAGAACAUGCUGGGCUUUGGCUUCAAGCUUCGCAUUGGAUUCAAUCAUGGGCCUCUAACAGCGGGGGUGAUUGGCACCACUAAACUUCUCUACGAUAUCUGGGGCGACACAGUCAACAUCGCCAGUCGCAUGGAUACUACAGGUGUGGAGUGUCGUGUCCAGGUCAGCGAGGAGAGCUACUGUGUGCUCAGUGCCAUGGAUUAUGAGUUUGAUUAUCGGGGCACAGUUAACGUCAAAGGAAAAGGUCAGAUGAAGACCUUCCUUUACCCGAAGAGCAGUGACAGUGGUCCUGUGCCUCAGUACCAACUGUCAGUCUCACCAGAGAUCCGGGUACAGGUGGAUGGUAGCAUCGGCCGCUCGCCCACUGAUGAAAUUGCCAGCAUGGUGCCCACAACCAGUAUGGCUGCAAGCAGUACCAAUACUACCAUACCCAGUGCCAGCGCUGGUUCCUCUACUACCACAGGGCUUAGCCAUGGGAAAGAGGCGGACAGCCAUGAAAGACAUUCCUCUACAGAGACCUCUCAUGCCAGGCAAUCUACGUCUCACCUAGAAGGACCUCCUUCUUCUGCAAAUAACAAACAGCUCAUCAUCUCAUCCUCGGCCCAGCAAAAUACACUCCAAAAUUCCCAGAAAGACAAAUGUGAUGAUGAUUAUGACAGUAAUGUUGGAGAGUUAACCAGACUUUAAGAAUUUGCUACAGUUGCGUUUUUAUCAUAAAUCCUCUACCCUUUAAGCGCUUGUUCCUGCCGGUUGGCAUUUGUAGAAUUGCUGUAGAUUUGGUCCUACCCCAGGUAGAAUCAGAGAAAAAAACCCGCUGGCCUCUUCUCUGCAUCAGCCAGGCAGCUGGUUGUUUUUAGUUUAAAUCUGAUUGGCCGAUAUUACCAGUGGAGGGUGCUGGCUGAACCACAAAGUGAGGGUCAGGCAAGAGCACGCAGAGGAAAUGGGAAGAUGUGAUGACUCUGAACCUUCUCUUGCCUGCUACAGAUCCCAUUGUCUCUCAUUAACUUACUUGAUUAUCUGUACACCUUUAAUCUUAAUUAUUUCUUUUGUAUGUCUUUUAAGUGCCUUUAGAGUAGAUAUAAUGUAGUAUAAUGUGUAGACUAAGCCUUUUGGAGUAAGGGAAGAAUAACAUAAAGGGAAAAUUGUCAAUAAGCAAUCUUUUUGGAAAAACUGCUUAGCUUUUGUUACAACUUUACAUUGUAUACUAUGCUUUGCUAUGAUAUUUUGCCUUUUAUCAAAGAAAACCUCACCGUGGAAAGUGCUUCAACAUGAGGAGAAUCGCAAUGCGUGUCAAGUGAAGGGAAAUAAGACGGUACACCAUGAGAUGUAUUAGUAAAAUCUGCACUAGAAUGCAACAGAGCCUGUUUCCAUGUUCUUUAUGAGAACCAGAAAACUCUUCAUGAAAGGCACAGCAGAGACUAAUCAAUACAGGCUAAGGGCAGACGGGGCUGAGCUGUGUGCAGUGUGAAUGUAUUUGUUUGCAUACAGUGUGUGAGUGUGUUGUGUAUGUGUAGUAACAAGAUCAUGCAGGGUUUAAUGAGGAGAGGUGCCUAUGAGUUACUCGACUGACUCGGUGAAACUGCAAGAUGAUGACAAACAGUUUAGGAACACAGUGGGAAAAAAUCCCCUCUUGGUUUCUGAUGUGACAGCUUUUUCUCUGGCCUCUGUUUAGAUCUCUGUAUUGUCUCAGUACUGAGGCAUGGUGGUCUCAGCUACAUUUAAUCAGCAUGCUUGUAACAACAGCAUCGUAGACAAGGUUAACUGUUACUAGUGUUUGUGCCCUCCCACAUGAUCCAGGCUCUUAUGAAAGCCCAAGCUGUGUUUAGUGUAGUGUAUGUAUAAUGAGUAUUUCAAUGGAUCCUACAAGGCAUUGCUGUACCUGUAGAUUGUAUUGACGGUAGGUUUUGCUAUGGAUUACACUGUGUGUUAGUUGAUAGUGUUUUUAAGACAUGGAUAAUCAAAGUGGAAUGUCACAAAUCAAAACUAAGUGUGUUUUAUUGUAUUUAUUGUUACACAAAACUUGAACUGUUCAUGUGAAGCUGCCCUCUCUAAUUUGUAUGAUUUGAAAGACAUUACUCAAUGGAAACAGCUGGAUGCAUUAGUUGCUUCAUAGCAUGCUUUCAAUGGCAUGAAACUUAAUGUAAUAUCACUGUAAAUGCAAAGGAAGUGUAACAAAUGUAUUUCGUGAUAUAUGUUGCUUUUACUCUUUCUUUUUGACUUCAUUGAUUUCCUGCUAUUAUGUCAGAUUACUUAGGAAAUCAAACUGAUUAAACUGUGCAUCUCUGUUGCUGUUA